AACUGUCAAAAAUUGAAGUAGAACUGUCAAGAGUGUCAAGGUGCCGAAUGUUGACAUUUCGUAAAUGGAAAGCAGUAGGUAACAAAUUUGCCUAACAAAGUAGUAUUUUGAGUCCUGAAAAAUAUCCUUCAAUAUAAAAGUGCAUUGGACCUAUACAAAAAUAGCGCCAUUGAACAGUCAUACUAGGGGCUGUAACAAAUCAACUAAUUUAUUUCAAUCCUUACUGGUUACAAGUAUUUAUUUAAUAGAGAUUAUCCUACAAUGAGAUUGUAGUUAUUUAAAUCUAGUUUUAGCAUACAUUUAUUAACAGUGUCUAACAUGAGCCGCCACGAAGGGGUCAGCUGUGAUUCCUGUUUAAAAGGAAAUUUUAGAGGCCGUAGAUAUAAAUGUCUAAUUUGUUUUGAUUAUGAUUUAUGUGCUGCUUGUUAUGAAUCAGGGGCUACAAAUACUCGCCACACUACUGACCAUCCCAUGCAGUGCAUUCUAACUAGAUCUGACUUUGAUGUAUAUUAUGGAGGUGAAGCAAUAAGUACUCCUGAAAUGCCUCAAUCUUAUACAUGCCCAUAUUGUUCACGUAUGGGCUUUACUGAUGUAACAUUACAGGAGCAUGUGACUGCUGAUCAUCAAGAUACAAAUUUCGAUGUGAUUUGCCCUCUGUGUGCUGCAAUGCCAGGUGGAGAUCCUAAUCUAAUAACUGAUGACUUUGCUGGUCAUUUAACUUUAGAGCAUCGUUCAGGGCCCCGGGACCUUAUAUCAUUUUUAGAUGAACCUGUAACAACCCGUCCCAAUGUGAGACGUAUUCAACAUAAUACUUCAUCUCAUUCUAGUUCAGCAAGGGGUGCUUCUUCUCUAAGACCUCGGAGAUCCAAUAUGCAUUUUAGUGUUUUUAGCUCCAGCGGUCUGUCAUCUCUAAGUCCUUCUUCAAGAGAAAAUGUAGAUCCUAUUGCUGAGUUAUUGUCUCAGCUUUCUGGGGUAAGAAGGUCAACUAGCAGUACUUCAAGUAGUACUCCAACUCAACUUCAGCAAUUGCAAAUGCAACUCCAGUUGGAAAGACAGCAAGUGAACGCGGCCAGACAGAAUUUAGAACGUUUUCCUAGGCGUCAAACUCAAAGUCAGACUUUGAGAGAAGCUCAUACUUCAAAUUUUGGCUCUUCAACUAUUUUGCUCAAUGCUUCACCUGUUCUGAUUCAGCCUUCUAAUAGUACAACAUCUGCACCUGCCCAAGGCUACAGUUCUCAAUUCUUACUUUCUGGUUUAUUAGAAGAGAUGUCAAUGAAUUCAAUUUCUAAUGAGGAGCGUCAUGACCGCUCAGCUUUUGUUCAGGAACUGGUGUUAUCCUCAAUAUCAAAUGGCACUCAAGAAGAAAGUUGUCUUGAACAGUUUAAUCAACUAAUUGAAUCUAGUCGCACUGCUGAGGUGAUUGAAGAAGAGGAAAUAAGACCUCAGCGUCAAAGUACAGUCCUUAGGGGCAGAGCUAGACAAGAUAACCAAAAUGCUAAGAGAAGAGCUGAAGCUAAUCGUAAAGACAAAACCAAGAACUCUGACCCUGAGGAAAAUAGAUAGUUCAAUUAUUUAGAUUUUAAAUUCUUGUGAUAGUUUUGUUUUGUUCAUUCUGUGAGACAUUCAAAAUGGCUUGUUAAUUAUUCUUUUAUAAAAAAGAAUCAUUGUCUUUAAGAAAUUUAUUCAAUUUUGUAUUUCUUUAGUGAACUGCUUUAAAUUUCACUAGCUUGCACAUUAUCCAUUCAUCUGAUUUCUAUUUAUUUCCAAAGAAAGAAAUAUGUAUGAAGGGUUUGGAUAUUUAAAUUGUUAAAUAUUUCAUUGGUUUGGAACUGUAUGUUAACUCCUAAUAGUACCUAUUUAUGUUUGAAUUCUUUAAUACCUUUAAAUAAAAGAGUUGCUAUAGUAUAUAAAAAUAAUUUAUUAUUGAUGUACAUGUACAACAUAUAAAGACAAAUUAAUUUAUAGUUCUGCUUAAAUAAAUUAAAACUAUACAUUUUGGCAGAUGAAAGCUUUUACUCAAUUUUAGUACAAGCUGGUAUAUGUUUUAGUUUUGUUAACAGAUGCAAUUUAGAAUGUAUUAGUCAUCUAUGUCUACCAUGUGUCCAGUUACUGUAGCAGAUUGAUGAUAUCUUCUUCUAUUUGAGAAAUCUUCAUUGUCUUCAUUUAAUUGUGCUGUUGACACAUCUAAACCUGGAUGCACAGGUGUAACAACAAUUUGUUCAUAAUCAGUUACCCUUUUGCUAAAAGAAUUAAAAGAUAUGCAACAAUAUAAUGAAUGUUUUAAAUGUUUAUUCCACUGAUAACAACUGUACUCUUACCCAAAGCAACGCAAAAGUACUGUUUUCAACCACCUUAAAAAGUGAAAUUCACUCGCUAAUCCAGGCUUUACUGCUGGAUUGGCUGUUCCAAUGUAUAACCAGACUAAAAAUACCACACUUAUGCAAGCAAUUGCAUAAACCCAACUCACCAAAAACAUUAUAAGAAUUUUUAUAAGAGCCUACAAUGAAUAAAGUCUA
This is a messenger RNA of Sitophilus oryzae (rice weevil), 2516 nucleotides long. RefSeq names its product E3 ubiquitin-protein ligase KCMF1-like. Lineage: Eukaryota; Metazoa; Arthropoda; Insecta; Coleoptera; Curculionidae. The transcript is spliced from 8 exons. Gene Ontology annotation, molecular function: zinc ion binding. Gene Ontology annotation, biological process: synaptic signaling. Bases 319 to 1563 code for a protein of 414 amino acids. The record is from RefSeq and is a predicted model, not a curated record. Gene Ontology annotation, cellular component: plasma membrane.